Ambispora leptoticha is the source of this 2349-nucleotide messenger RNA. NCBI's taxonomy places the organism in Eukaryota, Fungi, Glomeromycota, Glomeromycetes, Archaeosporales, Ambisporaceae. The record is from the annotation of a GenBank genome assembly.
AUGUCGUUCUUACAUUUGAUUUCUGGAGGAGCAGAGUGUAAUCCAGUUAACCCAACGACUGGAUUAGUAAGGCAUUUAACACAUGACCAGUCUCUUCAAAAGGAUAGAUUUCUACAAGAUUCUUCUAGUGAAGGCUCUUCUCGAGGGGUAUUUAGAACUCGCAGAAAAAUACCUUUAGAAGAAAAUCAGAUUCCUGACCAAUUUUUCGAUAACAAAACGCAAAUCGAUGAAGUUUUUCAUUUUGACCAAAUGGGUAAAGAGCUCAAUGCGAUACAGCACGGGGUAACAACGAUAAACACGAGUGAUUGGACAAAUGAAUUUUUAAAGCAAGCAAAUACGAGUCAACCGCCUAAUUCUUAUAGUCAUGAGCAAGAAUAUUUCGAGAAAGUCUAUUCACAGAAUGCUAUUGCCCCUACGCCAGUUAAUUGGGCUCAGGAGUUUUCACAAAUUACUCGUCAAUCACAAUUAAGUAACGAGAAUCAAGAGCUAUUACCUGAAGAAGAAGCAGCUUUUGAAAAAGCAUUCGAUGAAGCGAAGAAGGGGUUGGAUGAACGGUCCGAAUUUAUUAUUGACGAGGGAACAUCUUGGGCGACAGAAUUUGAAAAGGAACAAGAGGCCAACGAUUCUAAAAUUAAAUUAGCUAUAACAGCCGGUAAAUUAGUGGAAACGGUAGAGGGCGAGACCAAUCCAAAAUUUAAGAAUUCUGUAUUCUUAAAUUUUAUGAAAAAGCUCCGUGACCAGGAACUUUCUAUUGAAGGAAAUAAAGUUGUUGAACAAAAAACUGCAGCGACAAUACCAAAAAAUGGAUGGAUAUCUGAAUUUGAGGCACAGCAAAAUCAACAUCAAAAUCUUAGCUGGGCUAACGAGUUUGAGUUUCAAAUGACAAAUAAUAACGCAUUCAAGGAACCUUCAAAAGCAAGCACAGAUCUGGAAGUUAAACUGCGAAAGGAACGGGAAAGAUUUGAUGAGGAAUUUGAGAGAAAAUGGAAUCAGAAUUCCGCUCGACAGCAAGCAUUAAAGACUAAAGGAUUAAUAGACUAUGCACCUGAAUUUCAACAAUCUGAGCAAAAUUCUUCGGAUGAUCUUGAAAUAAAUAACUACAAUGAAGAACUUGAACGUCAAUGGAAUGAAUAUGCUAUAAGAGAAAACUUUCUUCCAAUAUCAAAAUUAAUAAAGUUUCGAGCUGAGGCUGAAAAAUUGGAAGCUGAAGAGAGAAAAAGUGAUGCCACGAAAAAUAUGAUAGAUUCAAGUAAUUUGGCCGAAGAUUCUUAUGAAUAUGAUAAUAAUGCCACUGAAAUUACACAAGAAUCGGGUGAUAUAAAUUGGGAUGAAUUACAAAGCGACUGGGAUCGAUAUAUACCACAUCAUGCAGGCUAUCAGGAUUCAGACGAAAAUAAGAAUUACAAAUUUCAACCGAACAAUCCUUAUCUUUCAACUCCCGAUCAUAUUCUAAAACAAAGCGUACAGCAUGGAAAUCUAAAAGAAUCUAUUUUAGCUUUGGAAGCAACUGUUCGAUUGGAUCCACUUAAUGCUGAUGCAUGGCAUUUACUUGGAAUUCGGCAACAAGAGAAUGAACUAGAUGAGCAUGCAAUUGCCGCUUUACGCAAAGCGGUAUCCUUAAAUCCUAAACUUUCGGAUGGAUGGAUGGCUCUAGCAGUAUCCUAUACGAAUCGGAACAUUCGUCCAGAGAUAUACAACGCGUUAGAAUCCUGGCUACGAAAUCAUGACAAAUAUGCACAAAUAUAUGAACGAGAAUGUGCCAAAGGAUCAGGAUCAGGAUCAAAUCAUCACAAAUUGAUCACAGAUUCAUUUUUACAAGCUGCAAGUUCUAAUCCUCAGUAUAUCGACGCUGAAGUGCAAAUAGGAUUAGGAAUUUUAUUUCAUGUCUCGGAAGAAUAUGAUAAAACGAUUGAUUGUUUCUUAGCUGCUCUUUCAGUGAGACCUAAUGAUUACUUACUAUGGAAUAGACUGGGCGCAACUUAUACGAUUUCACGCCAGCCGGAAAAAUCCAUGAAAGCAUAUUUCAACGCACUCGAGAUUAAACCUACUUUUAUUCGAGCCCGAUAUAAUCUUGCCGUCAGUUGCUUAAACUUGGGACAAAUUCAUGAAGCCGCGGAACAUUUAUUAGCGUCCUUAGCAUUGCAAGAUUUGGAUAUUGAUCUGGAAUAUGACGAAGUUGUUGGUGUUGGCUCGGCUGGUGGACCUUUACUCAUUCCAACAGUCAUGAGCUCUGACAUUUGGCAUACAUUGAAAAUGUGUUGUGCCGCUAUGAAUCGACAAGAUUUGGUGGAAAAGUGUGAUCAAAGAGAUUUAAAGGCAUUUAGGCAGCAUUUUGAUUUUUAUUUUUAA